This is a messenger RNA of Aspergillus glaucus CBS 516.65, 1440 nucleotides long. RefSeq lists its product as uncharacterized. The coding region runs from base 245 to 1279 and encodes 344 amino acids. Lineage: Eukaryota; Fungi; Ascomycota; Eurotiomycetes; Eurotiales; Aspergillaceae. The transcript has 2 exons. The record is from RefSeq and is a predicted model, not a curated record.
UCCCUGUGUCAUCUUGGAUUAUCAUUACAGAGAGACUAGUCCAGAAUAUCUCCGGAGCCUACCCGUUAUGCGCCUUGGCCACCUGCCGCCUACUUCUUAACAUGCCUGCCUGUACUCCGUAUUUGUACCUCCUUCCCUACUAAUUAUCUAUCCAUCUUCUCGCACCUUUCUCUCCAUACCAUACGGUUACUACGUCUACUACGUCUACUACGUCUACUCCUAUAUAACUCUCUCGACCGUACACAUGGCCCACUGGCAACCCACUUUUCAAUGGACGCCCUCCUGGCCCACCUCCAAACCGCAUAGCAAUACCGCUGCUCCGGCUAACAGACGGAGAGCUAUCACCACUGCCAUGUCUUCCUCUUCCAAUAUGUACCCUUCUACCGAUCCCAGUCCAAGUUAUGGCCCCUCCUUCGAUUCAACAUUACUUCGAAGAGGCCGUCGCUCUCGUCCAAUGAGCUGGCAUCCCGCCGGCCAUACAACACCGAACUAUAUGCCACCCUCCACCACCGCUUCGAUGAACCUCUCCGCCAUGGCACUCCCUCAACAAAUGAACGAUGACCCUCUUUUCUACACUGAUGAUAUGAUCCUCCCAUCAACUUCAUACUCGCUAUCUGGUCUUCCUCUCUCCGACGAGCCCCUCUCCACCAUGGCGCCGUUUUUGCCGAUGGAUGAUGGUUCGCAGGUCGAGCCUUCAGCCUGGGAUGGCAGUGUGCCUGAUCUGUCUACCACUUCCCAUCUCUCCGAUGCUUGGUCGUUUGAUAUGAUGUCUAUGAACAACAACAUGCCUUCGCUGGACGCCACAUCCGGAUACGACAGUGUUCCGUCUUCGGGUGAGGUGACCGGGCCUCCGACUCCGGAUCUGCUUCCCAUGCAACCGUUUGAGCCUGAAACGCAAGAGGAUGCGGAUGAACUGGUUGGAAUGGGACUCUACAACCAACCGGAGAGUUUCAACGGCGGCGUUCUGGGCAAGGGACUCAAGUUGGAAGAAACAUUUACGCCUUCGUCUCUUAACAACGCCAAGGAUGGCGAAGAUGAUGAUGAAGAGGCAAACAACGACCAGUCCGUCCAAAGGACACCGGAACAGCCGCAGUACUACGAACCCCUUAAGAACCCGGUAAAGCCGGACAUGAACCUGCUGUCUCAGUCAUUCCUUUUCGACGAUGACUCUUCUUUUGACCAACAUAUCAUUACGGACACGCAGCCGUUCUUUCCUCUUGAACAAUCAUGCAUGAAUUACGGAUACGGAGUUUAUGUUUUAUUUUCUAUAUUUAGCUAGGCGUUUAGCAUACAUACAUGAGAGGAUACCCGGGAUUGGAUGAUUACUAUUUGACUUCUCAUGUAACUACACAUUAGCUCAAUACAUCAUCAAUUUAGCAUCAAGCAACUUCCAUCCUUUGUAAGCUGUUAUUGGACCAUGGACUAGACCGCGGGGACCAU